AUGAACAAAUUGACUAUAGAUAAAUUUUAUGUCAAAAGGAUUCGAGCUUAUUAUGACGAUACAACAAGCACAGAAAUCGAAGAAACGGACUCGAUGCUUUAUUAUAAAACUCAAACAUUUUAUUGUAAAGUUGAAAUAGAUAUUCCUACAUGUAUAUCUGAUCACGAUUGGACAGUUGGUCUUGUUCAAGCUUGUGAUUAUAUGUAUUUAGCUAAUGAUUAUGAAGGAAUUGGUCAAUCACUUUGGGAAUUUCAUCCAUUAAAAAGUGGUCUGAGACAACUAAUCAAUGAUAGCGAUGGGCUGCAAUAUCCAUUUUAUAGUGUUCAUCAAAGUUUAUAUAAUAUUAAAAAAGGUCCCUUAAAAAAAUCAACUCUAAAUUUACAUGUGAAAGAUUAUUUCCAUCCUUCUGUUGUCUGGGAAUUACCUUUUUCUGGUGGCGUACGACUAACUGAAAUUAUUAGACAACAAAAAUUUCUAAUUUGGUUAGUAGCUAUCAAAUAUGGAAAAACGUUUUCAUGUAAAGAUGAGAUUUCUGUAUUGGAAAAAAUACGUUGGGAAUAUGACUUACGUAUAAAAGUUGAUCCAUUUAUGCCUCUGGGUAGUCGUAUACGCAAAAUUUAUGAUGUCCAACAUAAUGGGGUUAUUUUAACAAAUUCGGAUAAACCUUACAGACUACCCAUCUCUGCAGCACAUCCACCCCACUGUAAUGCUGCCCAAUCAUUAAUUUGGUAUCCUAAAGACCCACACACAACAGCACGUAUACUCGUGCCUCCUAAACAAAUUAUCGUUCCGUGGGAAGAAUGGGUACAUGAUAUGUUAGGUCCAAAUGCUAGAGUUUGCAAGCCAAAUGAAGUUUUUGAGAUUGUUGGUGAUAUAACUUAA
Messenger RNA from Schistosoma curassoni, 882 nucleotides. NCBI's taxonomy places the organism in Eukaryota, Metazoa, Platyhelminthes, Trematoda, Strigeidida, Schistosomatidae. The record is from the annotation of a GenBank genome assembly.